UCUCGUCUCGCCCUCUCUUCCUCUCCCCACUCUUUCUUUCUCAACCAAAAACCUCGCCGCCGCCGCCAUGGUGCUCGCCCGCAAGAAGCUGAAGCAGAAGCUCCACACGCUCCUCCCCGGCGGGGGCGCCGAGGGGGAGGCCGCCGCGGAGGCGAGGAAGAUAAAGGUGCGGCUGGUGGCCUCCAAGCGGCCCCGGCCCAAGCGUCCGGGGCCCCGCCCUCCCCGGACCAAGAGUGCCAAGAACAAGAAGGCGUCUCCGGAGAAGUCACCCGCUCCGGCGGUGGACGUGGAGGACCCGGAGGAGAAGGCGGAGGAGGAGCCGGCGGUGGACGUUGCGGAGGGCCUGGAGGAGCCGGCCGUGGGCGAGGGGGAACCUGCGUCGAAGGCGGAGCUGGAGCGACGGAGGAAGGAGAGGAGGAAGGAGGAGAAGGAGAAGAGGAAGAAGAAGAAGGAGAAGAUGCGGGCGAGGAAGUUGGCGGAGGCGGAGGCCGCCGCGAACAAGAAGUCCGAGGAAGAGCCGGGGAAGCAGGGCCUUGAAGCUGACGGUGCUGAGGACCUGGAGGAGCUGGAGGUGGACGAGGCGGCCCUGGCGCAGAAGGCGGAGGUGAUGCGGCGGAGGGAGGAGAGGAGGAAGGAGAAGAAGGAGAAGAGGAGGGUCAGGAGACUGAUGGAGGCGGAGGCGGCGGCGAACAAGAAGUCUGAUGAAGAGGCGGAGGAGCAGGACGUGGAAGUGGCCGGCGCUGAUCCGGCCGUGCCAGACGACAGUGAACACAAUCUAGACGCCACAAAGGUGGAAGGAGAGGCGAAGGAAAUUAAGUCAGAAGAGGUGAAGAAAAUCAAGUCAGAAGAGCCUGGCCAGGCAGGUGUAUCUGACAAUCCAAUUGCGCCGCAUGAUAGUGAGCAAAGUAUAAAGAAGGUGUAUGUUGGUGGCAUCCCGUACUAUUCAUCUGAGGAUGACAUUAGAAGUUUCUUUGAAGGAUGUGGAAGUAUCACUGCGCUGGACUGCAUGACAUUUCCUGACACCGGGAAAUUCAGGGGUAUUGCCAUUCUCACAUUCAAGACUGAUGCCGCUGCAAAAAGGGCAUUGGCUCUUGAUGGUGCAGAUAUGGGAGGAUUCCUUUUGAAAGUCCAGCCUUACAAAGCUAACCGCGAAAAGGUCAAAUCUAACCAUGAGAAGGAAGAUUUUGCACCAAAGAUGAUAGAGGGAUACAAUAGGACAUAUGUUGGAAACCUAGCUUGGGACGUAACAGAGGAUGAUCUGAGGAAAUUCUUUUCUGAUUGCAAGAUCUCAUCCGUCCGUUUUGGAACAGACAAGGAGACAGGUGAAUUCAAAGGCUUCGCGCAUGUUGAUUUUUCUGAUAGCACAUCUCUUGCUAUUGCUCUGAAGCUUGACCAGAACGUGAUUAAGGGGAGACCAGCCAGAAUCAGAUGUGCCGUUCCAAAGAAAGAAAACCAGAAACCAAAUGACAAUGCGGCAACUUCAGAUUCAUCAAAGAACAACAUCCGUACAUGUUAUGAAUGUGGCACUCCUGGCCAUCUAUCUUUUGCUUGCCCUAAUAAGAAGGUUUCUGAAGUCAUAUCCAGUGAAAAUAAGGAUAAUACUGAUUCAGCUGAAGCAUUGUCGAAGAAGAGGCGCACGUGUUAUGAAUGUGGCGUUCCUGGCCAUAUAUCGUCAGCUUGCCCCAACAAAAAGGCUUCUGAAGUCAUAGCUGAUGAAACUAAGGCCAAUAUUGACUCUGCCACAACAGCAUCGAAGAAGAGACGGACAUGCUAUGAAUGUGGCAUUCCUGGUCAUCUGUCAUCUGCUUGCCCAAAUAAAAGUGCUCCUGAAGUCAUAGCUGAUGACUAUAAGGCCAAUACUGAAUCUGCCACAACAGCGUCGAAGAAGAGACGGACAUGCUAUGAAUGUGGCAUUCCUGGUCAUCUAUCAUCUGCUUGCCCAAAUAAAAGUGCUCCUGAAGUCAUAGCUGAUGAAAAUAAGGCCAAUACUGAAUCUGCCUCAACAGCGUCGAAGAAGAGACGGACAUGCUAUGAAUGUGGCGUCUCCGGUCAUCUCUCGUCAGCUUGCCCCAACAAAAAGGCCACUGAGAUUAAUCCUGAGGAAGCAGCUAAACCUGUUGGUGGCUCAAGUACGGAACCUUCAGCCGUUUCUGGUGAAAAUAAACCUAGUGACGACACAAGCUCUGCGCCUCCAAAGAAAAAGAAGAGAAGGACGUGCUAUGAAUGCGGCAUAGCUGGUCAUCUCUCAUCAGAAUGCCCCAACAAGGCCAAAUGAUCACGGUGGACCAGUUGUUUUUUGAUAGGUAGUGCCCUUCGUUCGAGCCGCAUGAAGAAUUUUCUCCUAUAAAGGAGAGGAAAUGGUUCCUCACUAGGAUGAUCAUGAGACGUUUUACAGAGCAAUCUUGUAUGGCAGUAGACACAUGCUGUAUCUUUCAUUUACCCUUGUCAAUUUAUGAAUGCUUCAUUUUUUGUGUGAA
Aegilops tauschii subsp. strangulata is the source of this 2477-nucleotide messenger RNA. RefSeq lists its product as uncharacterized. NCBI's taxonomy places the organism in Eukaryota, Viridiplantae, Streptophyta, Magnoliopsida, Poales, Poaceae. Gene Ontology annotation, molecular function: RNA binding; zinc ion binding. The record is from RefSeq and is a predicted model, not a curated record.